Caenorhabditis bovis is the source of this 825-nucleotide messenger RNA. The record is from the annotation of a GenBank genome assembly. Lineage: Eukaryota; Metazoa; Nematoda; Chromadorea; Rhabditida; Rhabditidae.
AUGCGGACCAAGAGAGUCAAACGUGCUCAAGUCGAUGAGAGCACAAUGUACCCGACGUACGAGCUCACGCUGAAACCCGAUGAAGAAGCUCGCGCGAUCACAAAAACGCUGGAAAAUAUUGAGAUCGGCUCAAAAUUGAUGCUGAAAUGCAGCAUGAUCGCCAAUGAGUUCGACAAUCUCAUAUUCAUGGCGGGAAGCGACGAAAUCGGCGACGAGAUUGACGCAACGAGCAAACAAUUCUUGAUCGAGUCGUUCGACAAGAAGAAUGCCGGAAUGUAUGAAUGCGGAGCGACGCGAAAGUCCGACAAAAAAUACCAUUCGAGACAAAUGCGAGUGUCGACAAAAAGAGAGAACAAAUUAAAUUUGCCGACGUGCUCGGCGGAAGAAGAUGACGACUUCUGCGGCCCUCAUGGCGCCUGCUUUCAAGACGAUUCACGCAAAAUCUGCCUAUGUGACGACGGCUACAUGGGCGAGAGAUGUGACAAGGUGCUUAUGGCAGCCUAUGAGGUGAAACUACUCAAAGUUGUCGGCGGCACCACUACAUCAUUAAACAUCGUCUGGUUCUUCUUAGCAAUCAUAUUCGCGUUAUUGUUCGUCAGAGAAAAGAGUAAUACGCGGCGAUUACGAAAGCAGUAUGAGAGUCCAUCGAAUAAUAACCACAAGGGAAAUGAGGUUUAUCGCGAGACGACGACAAGAGCCGAAGGAGAACAAGGCGACGAAGGACGAGACGGAUUCGCGCGGAGCAGCAUCAAGCGAAUGCGGUUGGCACUGCACAGGGCUCGCCUCAACGGUACUUCUGAUUCCAAACCCCUCAAUCCAGCCUAA